Haliotis rufescens (red abalone) is the source of this 3636-nucleotide messenger RNA. RefSeq lists its product as uncharacterized. Lineage: Eukaryota; Metazoa; Mollusca; Gastropoda; Lepetellida; Haliotidae. Bases 479 to 1138 code for a protein of 219 amino acids. The record is from RefSeq and is a predicted model, not a curated record. The transcript has 4 exons.
AACUUGACGGGAAAUUAACGGUGAAUACAUUCCACUGGCAGGAUGUAAGAUUAGGCUUCUGCGGAGGGAUGCAGAUUACAGGAUCCCCAGGAAACGUAUGUUGAUUGAAAAUUCCAAUUAGUCCACGUAACAGUGACUAUUUAUGUGACCAGGACAGUGUGUGGUUCUCUGACACCACUGUUGGUGCUGGACGCCAUCACUCCGGACAACCUAAGAUAGUACGUCCACAAAUUGAAUGAGUAGAACCGGUAACAGCUCAAUUUUGUUGUUAAUACUCCUCAAGCUACAUUAAGCUCGGCUAGUACGUCAUUGUUGUGCAGGGAUUGGUGAGAUUCGCACCUCGUAACACAUACUCAAGCCGGUUUUGUUCGUCAUGUCAACUGCAAGUGGACGUAUGUCCAUUGAAAAGUACAGCGUUUAUUGAGGGAGGAUGGACAUUGUAUCAAGAUGACAGAGAUGCGUAAAGAGCCCCCUUGAAAUGGAUCUGAUAGACUAUAUUUCUCAGAUCCGCUCAUGCGUAGUGGAGAAAUUCUCUUCCUCCCCAUCAAGAGAUGUUCGAGGGGAGACAACCACAGGCUGUAACAGACGGGAUUCCGAAAAUGGAUCAGCGUCUGUUGCGGAUAGAACGUCCAGGGAUGAAGCGAGGCGGGAGAACGAGCAGUUGUCUGCCGAGGUUGAAGGCGCCCAGAGAGAGUACAAAAAGCUGAAGCAGGUCGUGGAGCACCUGACCAGGGAUUACGAAGCCUCGAAGGACUUCGACCCUCUACGGAGGUACAAGAAGAUGAAAGGGAUGGUAAAACGCACCGUCCUCCAUCUGCGACUGGACCCGGACCAGCAGGGGUCGUCCCAGGGGAUUGUGGGGCUGGUCCAGGGGUGCAAGGACUACACCCUACAGCUUGAGGGGGUCAAGAGACGGGGAGAGAGAACUAACAGGAUGAGGAAGGAGGACAUCAUGGCUGACAACGAGAAGCUCCAGGAACAGAAGAAGGAGCUGAAGCGGAAGUGUUCCAUCAUCCGGGACCUUGUGCUGAAACUUGAACGUAACUACCAACACUCCAAGCGCUUCAUGGUGGUACAGAGAUAUGGCAUGAUCAAAGACAUGAUCAAAACAGUCAUUCAUGAUAAACUCAUACAGUGAGGUCUGUGAUGCUGGCUGAAUCAUUUGGGUGACCAUUCGGACUUUCGAGGACCCGAAAAUAAUCAACCAAGACGAUGCACAUAUGCUUCUGUAGCACCUGUGAAAAACGUAGGAAUAAUUCAUUUGAAGUGAACAGAAAUAUUCAAUAGCUGUUAGCAUGAGCAAUAGCUGUUGCCACCAGCCGUGAUAAGCAGAUAAAACGUGGAUAUUUGUAUCAGUCCCGUUAUCGUGGGGUCAUCAAAGUGACGUCACAUUUGUAAUGAAGGAAUAGUUCGUACAUGUUAUGGAAAUCAAUUUUCAAAAGCUGAUGAAAACUUCCAAGGGGAUACACCGUGAAUGGAGCCCGAGAAACAACCGUCAGCUUCCCUUGUGCUCACGUGUCACCAGAGCGUGUGUAUGUGGCCAUGUGUUACCAGAGCGAGUGGUUGUGUCCACGUGUCACUAGAGCAUGUGUUUGUGCUCACGUGUGACCAGAGCGUGGUUGUGCCCACGUGUCACCAGAGCAUGUGUGUAUGCCCACGUGCCACCAGAGCAUGUGUGUGUGCUCACGUGUCACCAGAGCAUGUGUUUGUGCUCACGUGUGACCAGAGCAUGUGUAUGUGCCUACGUGUGACCAGAGCGUGGUUGUGUCCACGUGCCACCAGAGCAUGUGUUUGUGCCCACGUGUCAUCAGAGCAUGUAUGUGUGCUCACGUGUCACUAGAGCAUGUGUAUGUGCUCACGUGUGACCAGAGCGUGGUUGUGCUCACGUGUCACUAGAGCAUGUGUUUGUGCUCACGUGUGACCAGAGCGUGGUUGUGCCCACGUGCCACCAGAGCAUGUGUGUAUGCCCACGUGCCACCAGGGCAUGUGUGUGUGCUCACGUGUCACCAGAACAUGUGCAUGUGCCUACGAGUGAACAGAGUGUGUUUGUGCCCACGUGUCACCAGAGCAUGUGUAUGUGCCUACGUGUGACCAGAGCGUGGUUGUGUCCACGUGCCACCAGAGCAUGUGUUUGUGCCCACGUGUCAUCAGAGCAUGUAUGUGUGCUCACGUGUCACUAGAGCAUGUGUUUGUGCUCACGUGUGACCAGAGCGUGGUUGUGCCCACGUGCCACCAGAGCAUGUGUGUAUGCCCACGUGCCACCAGGGCAUGUGUGUGUGCUCACGUGUCUCCAGAGCAUGUGUAUGUGCCUACGUGUGAACAGAGUGUGUUUGUGCCCACAUGCGACCAGAGCAUGGGUUUAUGCCCACGUGUCACCAGAGCGUGUGUUUGCGCCCACGUGACACCAGAGCGUGUGUUUGUGCCCACGUGAGAACAGAGCGUAUGCAUGUGCCCAUAUGUCACAAGAGCAUGUGUUAAUGCCCACGUGUCACCAGAGCAUGUAUUCGUGCCCUGGUGUCACUAGAGGGUGUGCGUGUCCCACAAUGCCACUACACACAAGACAGCAGCAGAACUGUAAGUAGCUGAGUGAAUACCCGUGUGUUUGGUGAGCCCCCGCCUUGAGAAGUGAGUGCAGUCGGUUGUCUUGACUGUGUAUGUAUAGCCUUGGUUUGCGUACAUGUAAAUAUGGUAUAUUUAAGCUUUCUCUAUUACAAAGAUGUACUUCACCUUAUACUCGCAAAACGACUUGAUACCGUACAUAUGUGGUGAUGACAUUAAUGUGUGACCACAUCAUGAUGCGCUGAGCGUUAUUUUCCAAAUAUGACUCUAGACCCCCACCCCAUCCCGACCACCCCACACCCCCCUCGAGGCAGCAGUUCUGGAACAAACACAUAGUCCAUGGACUGACCGGUCAUAAUGGACAUUACCUGAUGGGUUUGUCGGACCUCCAAAUACGCGCGCAAGAAAAAGAAUCAUGAUAAGCAAACUAUACCCAUGCAUAUAGUGUUGUUUCCAUUUGUUUUAGUUUUGUAACGCGUCACGUGUCUGCCUUGCUGGUUAUAUUGUAUUUUAUUCGGAAUACAAGAACGUGCAAAGCGCAAUGACGCGGACUUAAAUUAUGAAUAAUAAAAAUAAUAAUAAUGAUGAUGAUGAUGAUGAUGAUGAUGAUGAUGAUGAUGAUGAUGAUAAAGUGUUAAGCAGUACUGGUCUUUCCUAUAUACCAGUCAUUAAGCACCCAUCUCGUUAUAAUUUUUUCGCUAUGAAAUGGCGAGUGAAUAAGUGAGUUGGUGAAUGAGUUGUACUCUACGCUGGGUCUGCAGUUUUGAACUAUUCGCGACUGGAUCACGUAACAAACGAGUUAAGUUGCUUCAGUUAUAAAAUCAACACCAUAUUGUACAUCAACAUGUUCGUGGCGGUUGUUAUCCACAUGUUGAUUGCUCCCCGUUGAAUUAUGUGAAUACAUUGAAUUGUCAAUCACUAUUUAAAUUGCUGAAUGUAUUCUGUUGACAGUAACGGAAAUAGUCACGUAACCAUUAUACCGUCUGUCACGUUGACACCAUGGAUUUGAUUGAAUCCUGCUGUACCAAGACGUGGUCAGAGACGAUACGGCGAUAGCAAUAAAGACGUUGAUACUCA